Erinaceus europaeus (western European hedgehog) is the source of this 1727-nucleotide messenger RNA. RefSeq names its product RNA polymerase II subunit C (gene POLR2C). The coding region runs from base 59 to 886 and encodes 275 amino acids. Gene Ontology annotation, cellular component: RNA polymerase II, core complex. NCBI's taxonomy places the organism in Eukaryota, Metazoa, Chordata, Mammalia, Eulipotyphla, Erinaceidae. The record is from RefSeq and is a predicted model, not a curated record. Gene Ontology annotation, molecular function: DNA binding; DNA-directed RNA polymerase activity; protein dimerization activity. The transcript is spliced from 9 exons. Gene Ontology annotation, biological process: DNA-templated transcription.
GUGCGCGGGCGCAGUGGGGGCUGCGGGCGGAGGCCUAGCGGGCGGUCGGUCGGUCGCAAUGCCUUACGCCAACCAGCCCACGGUGCGCAUCACCGAGCUCACCGACGAGAAUGUCAAGUUCAUCAUCGAGAACACGGACCUGGCGGUGGCCAACUCCAUCCGCAGGGUCUUCAUCGCCGAGGUGCCCAUCAUAGCCAUUGACUGGGUUCAGAUUGACGCUAAUUCCUCAGUCCUUCAUGAUGAGUUCAUUGCUCACAGGCUUGGAUUGAUCCCCCUCACUAGUGAUGACAUUGUGGACAAGCUGAAGGACUCCCGGAACUGCGAGUGUGAAGAGUUCUGCCCUGAGUGCUCGGUGGAGUUUACUCUGGACGUUCGAUGCAAUGAAGACCAGACUCGCCAUGUCACAUCCCGAGACCUCAUCUCCAACAGUCCCCGUGUCAUUCCGGUGACAUCCCGGAAUCGAGACAAUGACCCCAAUGACUAUGUGGAGCAGGAUGAUAUCCUCAUUGUCAAGCUGAGAAAGGGCCAGGAGCUGAGGCUGCGAGCCUAUGCCAAAAAGGGCUUCGGCAAGGAGCAUGCCAAGUGGAACCCUACAGCGGGGGUGGCUUUUGAGUAUGAUCCUGACAAUGCCCUGAGGCAUACCGUGUACCCCAAGCCAGAGGAAUGGCCUAAGAGCGAGUACUCAGAGCUGGACGAGGAUGAGUCACAGGCUCCCUACGACCCCAACGGCAAACCGGAGCGGUUUUACUAUAACGUGGAGUCCUGUGGCUCUCUGCGUCCUGAAACCAUUGUCCUCUCAGCCCUGUCUGAACUGAAGAAGAAGCUGAGUGAUUUGCAGACACAACUAAGCCAUGAGAUUCAGAGUGACGUCCUGACCAUAAACUAGCUGCAGCUCGCCUGAGUCAUCACCAAGGGGGACCCGAGCCAGCAAGCUGGCUUUCAGGUGUCCUGGGUCUCUUCUCGCACACGGGCUCUGGCCUCAACUUUCUGGCAAGCUUUCAGUAUCAACUGGAAAUGUAGCUGUGGGGAAUGGUAGGCCCAUCCUGACCUUGCUCGGCUGCAAGACAGUUUACCAGCAAUUCUUUCCUGGACGUGAGCAUCCCUGGCCCGCCAGUAGUUGCCAUUAACGCUCUCCUGGAACACCUCUUCUAGAGUCCUCAUGAGUCUGAAGGGCCAGCCUGCUCCCCUGGUGAGAACACUGGGCUGGGCUCUUCUGUUCCUGGUCCUCCCAGCCCUAUAUUUCUAACUCUCUCUGUCCACAAAGAGGAAUGCUCACAGCUGUGCUCGGAUAGCUGGGAUUAGGGUUGAGUACUGGAACUGCUGGCAGACCUUUUCAUUGUCUGCCCGGGGCUUCCUACUGCACUCCCUUCAAAUCCCCAUGUGACCUGGACUGGAGUAUCCUUUGGUUAUAUCGUAGCAGCCCCCUCCCCAAGCCCCCAUAAAAAUAAAUGUUGCAUUUCAUUGUUAGUUCUUAUUUCAGUUAUUCCCUUCAGCACCAGUCAGUCACCCAGUUAUUUGAGGUGAGGUGGGCUAGGCCUCAGUAAUAAUGUCUUGGCCUGAUUCUUUAGCCCUGUGUGUGGGAACACAACCCAAAGCAGUUAGUUAGGUAGCCUGAAGAAAAUCAGAUCUAGUACAGAAAUGAAGGGAUAUUUAUUGAUCAACAGUAGUUUGUCUUUUUUUUUUUUUUGGUUUUUAUUUUUUGGCAAUAAAGAGCACAACAUAAACUC